GCUUUCAGUCAUAGAGCUCGGCUUAUACAUCUGACCUCAACAUAGCAGACUCGGACCCGCGCCUGAGCAGCACCACACACCUUGGUGCUGUUAACCUAACAUCAGGCCGGUGCACAGCGUAGACGACCAGCGCGCUGCCUCUCCCAUUGGCACGCGUAGAAGCCUCUUAACUGGUCCUGCGUUCCGUGGCUGCAAUUAGAUUAACCUAGUCCUUCUAUCUGGUUGGGCGUAACCGCCAUCCGCUCUCGGUAACCCCAACAACCCGCUCUUCCUAAUUUGACAUCCACGCCUCUUCACUUUUGGUGACAAGUCGUUUCGUCGAUGCGGUCGCAAUCCCGAGCGCUCCUCGCGGGCGCCGCGCUUGCGGUGCUAGUCGCAUUUCUGCUAUGCGCUGCACCAGCUAGUGCUUCAGGCGGGUUUCUUCAUCUUCGCGGAACUCGUCACCUGCUAGCGAAGGCCAAGCCUCCACCACCUCCAUCUCCAUCACCGAAGGCCAUCAGCAACGCUACCCUUUUUCCUCCGGGCUGCAACUGCGAGCGCGCCUCGCGUAAGUCUCCUUUCCGCCUCACUCUCGACGGCCCUGCUUCCGGCGCGGAGCCCGGCCUUCAGCGCUACUGCUUCCGCAUCGACAAUGUGGGCGGCUGCGACCCCUCCCUGUACUGCUGCAACGGCAACCAGGGAGUGUACAAGGUCGAGUUUGAUGUCGCUGCCAAGUGCAAGGACUCGAUGCGCAAGGUUACGGUUGACGGCGUCACGACCUCGUACGAGUUCAGCUCUGCCCUCAGUGUGCUGCGUGUGACGGGCCUGUCCAAGACCGCCACCUCCGCCGCCGGCACCGAGAUAUGCCUCUACCUCGCGGCGCCCUCGCUGUGCCCCGGACUGGCGCAGCUCUGCUCCGCGGGCGCGGGCCUCUGCAAGUACGCACUCUUCAACGCAAAGAGGGACUGCUGCCCUGUCGGCAUCGCCGGCAGCACCCCGCCUCCGCCGCCCUCACCGCAGCCCCCUUCACCUCCGCCGCCCUCGCCGCAGCCUCCUUCCCCGCCACCGCCCUCGCCUUCCCCACCACCUCCGCCUUCGCCUCCAUCUCCUCCGCCCCCUUCGCCUCCCUCGCCCUCGCCUCCUCCUCCCCCUCCUCCGCCGCCCCCUCCCCCCCCUCCUCCUCCUCCGUCGCCCCCUCCCACUCCUCCCUCGCCCCCUGAUACCCCUCCUAGCCCUCCCGCCGUCCCCAACUGGCCCCCUCUGAGGCCCCAGGAGCGCAUGCCGCCUCCUCCCUCCCCUCCGGGCGCCACCGACGUCCCUCCUCCCCCUCCCGGCACCACCACCGACGUCCCUCCUCCCCCUCCCGGCACCACCACCGACGUCCCUCCUCCCCCGCCGGUGGUCUCUUCCGUCCCGCCUCCCCCUCCCGGCACCAAGGUCCCGCCUUCUCCUCCCAAGUCCUCGCCUCCUCCUUCCCCUCCCACCACCCCUGCUCCCCCUCCUACCUUCCCCUACUGCCAGUGCCAGCGUAGCGCCUCUGGCUCCCGCCUCUUCACAACCGCCUCCGACAACGUGACUGUUGUGAACGGUCUGACGCGCGUGUGCUUUGACGUCGGCGUGAAGGCCGUGUGCGACAACCCGGCCUCCAAGUGCUGCCAGUUCGGCCUCUACAAGAUGGAGAUUGACGCCGACCCCACGUGCGCGGACGCCCUGGCCUACACCACUGUCGACGGCGCCAAGCGCGCCCGCUUCUUCCAGACGUCGCCCUACCCCGUGAUCAAGAUUACCAACAUUAACAAGACCAUGAAUGCAGUUGCCGGCACGGAGGUUUGCCUCUUCCUGCGCCCGCAGUGCAACUCGCUUGCCAAGCUGUGCACUCGCCACGAUGGCUCCUGCACCAUCGGCCUCUUCAACAAGCCAGCCUCGGGAGGCAACCCCUCGUGUUGCCCUCUGUCCACGGUAUCGAUCUAAAGCAGACGCAAAAGCAGCGGUAGCAGCUGUGGCUGCUACAGCUAAUCGACCAUGCUAUAGCGCUGUAUGAUAUCCGUGUAUAGGUGCGCGACGUGUGGUGUGUUGCAUGUUUGCAACUUGACGAAGAAGUGCCUGUGCUUCGUAGCUGACGUGAAUAUUGCGACUGGCUGUGUACAUCUUAGUUUAGCGGUUGGCUUGCCUUUCAACCGCUGUUGCGAUGACGUAAUGCAGUUGCUUUGUCGUAGGCUUGCUGUUGCAUGCACGGUACGGUUGUAUAUGCUUGGGCUUACUUACGGCUCGGGAAGGACCUUGUUUAGCCCAGCCGGCAAGACCCGGUAGUGGCUCAGCGCUGCAAACGUGCAAAUGUUGGUAGUAGAUUGCAGGUGUUUUUGCGGGGCAAGUUGGUGACGCUGGUAACCGAUUUGCAACAGACACGUAUAUAUCCCAUAUUCUUUCAGAGGAAAAUGAUGGUGUGCAAAUGCCUGCACCACCAUAAGUUUGUAUUUAAGUUGACAGCUGGUGUUUUGGAUCCAGCAUCGUUUACACGACCCAACAUGUGGUGCGGUCAGCAGGAUGUGUUCUGCAGCGUAGGACUUCGCAUGGUGCGCUUAGCCGCACGUGCUAUUGAUUA
Messenger RNA from Astrephomene gubernaculifera, 2581 nucleotides. Lineage: Eukaryota; Viridiplantae; Chlorophyta; Chlorophyceae; Chlamydomonadales; Astrephomenaceae. The record is from the annotation of a GenBank genome assembly.